Messenger RNA from Amphibalanus amphitrite, 3372 nucleotides. RefSeq names its product MFS-type transporter SLC18B1-like. The transcript is spliced from 15 exons. The record is from RefSeq and is a predicted model, not a curated record. Gene Ontology annotation, molecular function: transmembrane transporter activity. Lineage: Eukaryota; Metazoa; Arthropoda; Thecostraca; Balanomorpha; Balanidae. The coding region runs from base 1137 to 3077 and encodes 646 amino acids. Gene Ontology annotation, biological process: transmembrane transport.
GUCUGUCCUCUAUAGCCGAAGUACGGCCCAUUGUGACUGGUGCUGCCACCUGGCUAAAUGCUUUCUGCUGAAACUAGAACUCGCUCAGUGCUGCUAUCUGGUGGUUGCCCCUGUAGGCACGCUUCUAAACAGCAGCUAUUUUUAGAAUGAGACGACGGCUGCAGGAUAAUCUGGACUGCCUCACUCAACUUAAGCAAUCAGUUUGCAAUAUUCGAUACUUCUGGUAGCAGCUAGUUCUUUGCAACAGAUAAGCUUAAAGCUGGUUAGGGCAUUUCGAGGCUGCCAAGAGCCGAGCUUAGGUAGAUGCAAUAAAUACACAGCUGAUAAGUAGGUAAAUAAACGUCCACAGUAAAAAUAUUUGCAUCACACAUUUCCACCGCGUUUUCAUACGACAGACUCCUCAACACCUCUCACACAUCACUGACACUCAUAAUGACGAGCUCAUGCGUAACUUAAUUAGUUGAUAUAUGGUCAAUGGCCGUCAUUAUACCUACUCAUGACAUCAGUUGGCGAUAAAGUGUUCUAGCCGAUCUCACUUGGUGCGAAAUCUCGGCGUUUUUACAUCAUUUGUUUACAUAACAAAUCGCACAAUCUCGCCCACACUGCCGAACGACGCAGCUAAAGUUUACAGGUUUCCCCGCCAGAGGCGCUACAGUCACAUCAAUAGCGCGCUGUAUCUGCCUCCGGUGUAGCGCCCUUGGAGGGCCGGCAGCGGUCGCCGGCCGGUCGCCGGCGGGCAGCGGGCGAGCGCGUGCUGGGGCGGAGAGAGCGCGGGGAGGGUCUGAGAGAGGCCGGGAGGUGCGUGGCCAGUUGGGGUACGGCCGGUGUCGUGCUGGCAGGGGGUGUGCUGGUCGGGCGGAAGUCUGGGCUCAACUGGCUGUGCCGGGGGUGUGGAAUGGUGGAGCGCUGCCCUGACGGUGUGCUGUGUGCCAAGCCGCGGCCGGCGGCCGGGACGUUGCAGAACCACGUGGUUGGGUUGGUGACUGUGCACGGUCGCGGAGCUGGUCCUGUGGCGAGUGACCUGAGCCCGCGCUGGGACGGGAGCCGCUGAGAACUUACCGGUAAAGGGCCGAGUCACCGAGGCUGGAGACCGGCGUACUCGCGGUCAGGUUGGGUUUUAAACAGCGGCAGACGCCAUGGGCAAAAGCGCCAUCGGAGGCGUUGUGCCUCCACCGAGGGCCUCUAUCCUGCAAUCAGGUCCGGCUCCCACUGUCGCCUCUGAUGUGGCCGGGGAGGGUUCCCUGCAGGCGUCCGAUGACUCGGGCUCCCCUCCCACCGAGGAGCCGCCGCUCCGGCCGGAGCCGCUGGUCGGCUCCUCCUCGGAGAAGGACCCGCUGCUGGCGCUGCGCCCUCCCCCUCCCGUGGCGCCGGCGCCGGCGUCCUCCGAGCCGACUCUGGAGGACGAGUCGCUGCAGGGCGCGGCUCCGGACUCCGGCUGGCGGAUAGAGUACCACCUGCUGCCGCACUCGGUGCCCGCCGACUCGCACUACUGGCCGGGCGAGGCGGACGACGCCGUGCUGCCCGUCGAGGCGCUGUUCGAGGCCGUCUCCGAGGCCUCCCAGCCGUCCCAGCAGGGCAGCAGCGAGAGCCUGCCGCCCCAGGUGAAGACGCUGCACCCGGUGCGCCGCUACCGACGUAUGGUCUCCUACAGCCGGACCGGCCUGACGCCGCUGUACGGCGGACCGCCAGAGAGGAGCUCGUCGAUACCGGUCCACCUGGACCAGAUCAGUCAAGAUCCGUCGGCGUCCUCUCGCUACACGGCCACCCAGAAAAAGCUGCUCUUUGGUAUCGGCCUGGGGGAGCUCCUAUCGGGCUGCAGCAUAGCGAUACUCAUCCCCUUCUUCCCCACAGAUGCCCAGGCGCGCGGUGUGUCCGACACCGUGAUUGGCUUCGUGUUCAGCUGUUACGCUCUCACUCAUCUGGUUAUGACGCCUGUGGCCAGCAGACUUAUACCAAGGUUCGGGAUGUCUCAGGUGCUGUAUCUUGGCCUGCUGCUAAGCGGCCUCUCCACAGUUGGUUUCGGCGCGCUGGAUUUUCUGUCCAACGACACCGUGUUCAUAGCGCUGUGCUUUAUCGUGCGCAUCAUCAGCGCCGUCGGCCAGGCCCUGUUCGUGACGUCAUCGCUGACCGUGGUGGCCAGCCAGUUUCCCGAGGACAUGAACACAGCCGUGGGGCUGGUGGAGACGUGUAACGCCGUCGGUGUCUCCCUGGGGCCGGCCCUCGGCGGCGUGCUGUACGAGCUUGGAGGCUACGGCCUCCCGUUUUAUGUACUGGGCGGGUUUUUGUUGCUGUGCGCCGCCCUCAACUUUUGGCUGACGCCGUGGGUAGAACGUGACUCCAGCUCUCAGUUGGACUUUUGUCGGAUGGUGCGGGCAACCCUUCGCUCGCCAGAAAUAUGGCUCUGUAUGUAUGUGCUGAUUACAAUCUCAAUAGAUUGGUCGGCCAUGGAGCCCGGCAUCCAGCCGUACGCUACAAAAACGUUGGGCAUUACGGUACUACAAAUGGGCCUGUAUUUUCUGGUGGCCUCCGGCGCGUACGCGCUGGUCAGUCCCUUCUGGGGAAAGCUGGCUGACCUGACGGUCAACACGUACAUUCAGACAUCUCUGUGUCUGGCCGGCUCGGCGGUCAGCCUGCUGCUGCUGGCGCCGUCGCCGCUGCUGGCGCCGCUGCUUCCUUCCUGGUGGCUACUCGGGCUCGGUAUGACCCUCAAUGAGGUGUUCACGGCCGGCGCCUUCAUACCCCUCUUCGGUAACAUGCUCACCUCGGCAGUGGCGAGCGGGCUGCCGGACGACGUGGCCACCCAGUCUUUCAUAUCGGGCCUGUGGUGGGCCGUCUUCUCAGUAGGAAACGUCGCUGGCCCGGCGUUUUCGGGCGCUGUUACUGAAGCGUUUAGCUUCCCAAUCACUAUGACGUGUAUAUCCGUCAACACACUGUGCUGUGCGCUGCUGAUGCUGCUGCAGGCGUGUCGGCUGAGGGACGCCUGCUGCGCCUCCUUCCGCCGGAAGCUGACCGGAAGUGGGGAGGAUCCGGAGCGGCAGCCGCUGCUGGCCGGCCGCGAGCGGCGUGCCAGUGUGUAGUGUCUGUGUGCGGACACUGCUGGCUGUGCGUGUGUGUGGGAGGGUCCGGCCGGCCGGGUUCGGUAGCUCUUUAGUCACGGAGCUGCGCAGGAGUAGCUGAACACCGUUUGGUUCCGUCUUAUUCUGCCGAACGUCUAGAACCAGCGGCUAUCAUUACUCAUUGCAGCGACUUUAUGUAACCACUUGUCUUCAGUGAAGCUGUUUAGGUACCUACUUUGCGAUGCCCUUAGACCCUAGUAUUGAUAUGUAAGUGCCUUGCCUGUGUUAUCGCAAUACAUGACAUCUAUCGACGUUC